AUGCAUGCAGUUCAGACCCACGUCAUACCAACCACACCCACAACCAUACCAACUACACAUGUCAACUGCAACCCUGCAGAAGACUCCGUUAGCUGCUAUUGUACCAAUAACAAUGUCUCACGACUAGCACAAUUACAGAACACCUUUCCUCUACCAAUACAGGAAGGAUUAGUAUCCGUACAAGGCAUGAACAGUGUGCCUACAAUCUCUACACGAACACAUGUCAACUGCAACCCUGCAGAAGACUCCGUUAGCUGCUAUUGUACCAAUAACAAUGUCUCACGACUAGCACAAUUACAGAACACCUUUCCUCUACCAAUACAGGAAGGAUUAGUAUCCGUACAAGGCAUGAACAGUGUGCCUACAAUCUCUACACGAGUAGUCUCAGUACAGACAGCAAUUACAUUCGACCAUGCCCUGCAAGAAAUCACACAGGAAUUUCAAAAUUUUCAGUGCCGAAUACUGCCCCAACAACUGCUCGGCUGUUAUAACUGUGUCAAGGGCUCAAUAGCAACUCUUUUCUGCGAAUCAGACUACUUUUAUUCUUCAACAAGGCUCCGCGUCUACGAAACAUGUAGAGCACAAUGCGGAACAUACAUCACGAUUUUCGAAUUGCAAGGAACACUCAAUUACGUGAACGGCUUCAAACCGCUAUGGAACUACAUCCACUCUUGGACACGAAAUACUUCUACCGAUGCUUCCCUUAAUAUUGAAUUCGCAUUUCCAGACAUAUCACACUUCCUCGAUACCUGCAAGCAAUUCUUUAUUUACAGUUUGACGACACUACUUAUCCUCAUUAGUGCCCUCAUGAUGAGCAACAAUAUCUUUUGUUCACAAAAUUAUAAGCAAAAAAAGGCCACACUAACUUCAAUCCCUCAACUACUGUCAUAUAUACCACCAUUCCGCAUAAUAUUUCUCCUUCUUCAUAUCAUUCGACGCAUCUUCUCCAUUACCAUCACCUUGAUACGCAUUCCCUUUCGUAUCCUGUGCAAACACAUUCUACAUUGA
This is a messenger RNA of Cooperia oncophora, 1008 nucleotides long. Lineage: Eukaryota; Metazoa; Nematoda; Chromadorea; Rhabditida; Trichostrongylidae. The record is from the annotation of a GenBank genome assembly.